CACUCCGAGGAGGACACUUUUCUUUUUUUUCUUUUCUUUUUUGUGGUCGCGUCUCGACGUCUUGUCUCAAUUCAACAGGAUCUAUCUCCACUUCAGCCUCCGUUUGUGCUGCAUCGCUCCGCGGUUCCAGAGGGAAGCAGAUGUGAAGAUGUGAAGAUAAGAGGAGGAGGAGGAAAAAGGCCACGGCUUCACUUCUCCGUCUAAACAACAGCAGCCAGCGAGGCCGAACAGAUUAAAGGAUUUAUCUAUGGACAUAUUUAAGGAGAGAGACGACUGGAAGCUGCUGCAGAUGUUCAGAGAAGAACUGAAGGAACCAGAUCAACAGCUGAACUUCAGACAGACAGCAGAUCUGCAGGUGGUGGCGCUACACCAGGCGGAGGAUGCGGCUGGUUGUCAUGGCAGCGGUGCUGAUGGUGGCGGAGGGGGGACGGAGCUGCGGCUUCGGCUGCCGUCCCACCAACAUCAGCAUCCAGGUGGAGAGCUGCGGCAGCGUGGAGUCGGUGUUCACCACCGUCUGCUCAGGACAGUGUUACCACGAGGAUCCCAUCUACAUCGGGGACGACUGGGCUGAGCAGCAGGUCUGUAGCGGCGACUGGUCCUACGAGGUGAAGCACAUCAGCGGCUGUCCGGUGGCCGUCACGUAUCCGGUGGCGAAAAGCUGCCGCUGCUCCAUGUGUGAUUCAGGAAACACAGACUGUGGGAGGUUUGAUGGAGACGUUCCCAGCUGUUCGUCGUAUUAAACCAACCUGAUUACCACUUAUUACCGCUGUGUUUCCUGAUCUGACACCUCAAUAAACCAAUGUCACCUGCA
Molecule: messenger RNA, 811 nt
Organism: Amphiprion ocellaris (clown anemonefish)
Lineage: Eukaryota; Metazoa; Chordata; Actinopteri; Pomacentridae
Product: gonadotropin subunit beta-1-like
Exons: 4
Coding region: 381-740 (119 amino acids)
Biological process (GO): G protein-coupled receptor signaling pathway; ovulation
Cellular component (GO): cytoplasm; extracellular region
Molecular function (GO): hormone activity
Source: RefSeq, a predicted model, not a curated record